Lonchura striata (white-rumped munia) is the source of this 1766-nucleotide messenger RNA. Lineage: Eukaryota; Metazoa; Chordata; Aves; Passeriformes; Estrildidae. The record is from RefSeq and is a predicted model, not a curated record.
GCGGCGUGGGCUGGAGCCCCUCUGCAGGCUGGCCGUGCAGCUCAGCUGGGUGCGGGAGCUCUGCCGCCACCCGAGGCCACGGACUCCAUGGCGCAGUUUGCGGAGGAGGUGGAGCUUCUGGUGUGUCUGGGCACCUGUCUGCCCAGCCCCACACCUCCCGAGUACCGCGGCUGAAGUGACUAAACUAAGCAGAGAGCUGGGAGAGCUGAGAGAAGGGCCUGGCAGCACAGCAGUACUGGUGGUACUGGCAGAAGGAAAAGAGAGAGCCCUAUGUGAAAUUUAUGGACACAAAUUACCCACCUGGCUUCAGCUAUGAAGAUUUUGGUCCUCUGUUUACAGCAGAAUUCUUUGAUCCCAACCAAUGGGCAGAUAUUCUGAAGGCUUCAGGAGCAAAAUAUGUUGUCUUAACUUCAAAACAUCAUGAGGGCUUUACUUUGUGGGGGUCCAAAUAUUCUUGGAACUGGAAUGCUGUUGAUGUGGGACCAAAGCGAGAUCUUGUUGCUGAAUUAGCAACAUCUGUUAGAAACAGGACUGACUUGCAUUUUGGGUUAUACCAUUCCCUGUUUGAAUGGUUCAAUCCUCUCUUCCUUGAGGAUGCCACCAAUGCCUUUAACACAAGCAAGUUUCCAACCAGCAAAUCGUUACCAGAACUCUAUGAAAUUGUGACCAAGUACCAGCCAGAAAUAAUUUGGUCUGAUGGGGAUGGAAAUGCUCCAGAUACUUACUGGAACAGCACUGGUUUCUUGGCUUGGCUGUAUAAUGACAGCCCGGUCCGGGACACAGUAGUGACCAAUGACCGCUGGGGAGCUGGCAGUAUCUGUGCCCAUGGCGGCUUCUACACGUGCAGUGACCGCUACAACCCCGGGCACCUCCUGCCCCACAAGUGGGAGAACUGCAUGACCAUCGACCGCAGCUCCUGGGGCUACCGCAGGGACGCGCGGCUCCGGGACUACCUCCCCAUCGAGGACUUGGUGAAGCAACUUGUAGAAACAGUGUCUUGUGGAGGAAAUCUCCUGAUGAACAUUGGGCCCACCCACGAUGGUCGCAUCGCUGUUGUGUUUGAGGAGCGCCUGAGGCAGGUGGGCUCAUGGCUGAAGGUCAAUGGAGAGGCCAUCUAUGGAACGAAACCAUGGAGAGCACAGAACGACACAGUCACACCUGGAGUCUGGUACACGUUCAGCCCUAAAGAAGGGGAAGUCAGUGCUAUCUUCCUUAACUGGCCAGUCUCUGGGAUUCUGGAACUUGGUGAGCCACGGGCUAAGCUUGGAGAAACACAGGUGAAGCUGGCUGGAUACAGGGAACUGCUGAAAUGGGUUGCCCUGGGAGAAAAGGGAAUGGUUAUUGCUCUACCUCAAUUGACUCCUCAGCAAAUGCCAUGUCAGUGGGGCUGGACCUUACAACUGACGGACGUAGACUGAGCCAUACUCUGGCUAGCAGGGAGUGCUGAUGUUUUUUGCUCUUUCUUAUCACUGGUUUUAAACUUGUUUGACUGAGAAAACCAAUCAAUUCACUUUUUCUAUGAGUGGUGGGCUGUUAUUAAAGGAUGGAAUGGAACAAACCUCACGAAGUCUAGCACUGGAUAAUUGAUCCUCUGCACACAGUUUGUUUAUCUGAACUUGUGUGAAAUACUGAGCAGCUACCUUGACCUCUACACUUGGUUUCGUCAGUUUCUGGCCAAGUUAUGUGAAGAAUGAGGUGGGGGGGAACAGGCACUAGACUUUCAGAGACAAAAGAAAGAAUAAAGCUCAAGCCAGUGUUCAAAUGCA